Molecule: messenger RNA, 7276 nt
Organism: Brienomyrus brachyistius
Lineage: Eukaryota; Metazoa; Chordata; Actinopteri; Osteoglossiformes; Mormyridae
Gene: aspnat
Product: N-acetyltransferase 8-like
Exons: 3
Coding region: 162-1010 (282 amino acids)
Cellular component (GO): mitochondrial membrane
Molecular function (GO): L-aspartate N-acetyltransferase activity
Source: RefSeq, a predicted model, not a curated record
AGUACUGCUUAAAAUGCACCGCUUUCUCCCGGUCGUGAGAGAGCUCAGGGUUGCAGCAGUGCAUUCGCCGUUUUCUUUUAGUUCAUAUAUUAAAAAAUCCAUUGAGAAAAAAAAUCUUUAAUUUUUUCAUUCCCGUUCCAAGUAUAGCCGAGGCCAGUUGCAUGCAUUGUUCUCCUCCAAAAAUGGUUUGCGAGACAAAAAUUGUAGCCGAUGAACAUGACACCAUACCUGGGACCAAAAAAGAUUCAAUUAUUCUUUCCUCUUCUCAAAUAUGGACUUCUGCAUCGCCGUCCCCAAAUACAGUAGAGGGGAAAGAUGUGAAAAGUGAUACAGUAUUCAUCCGUGAAUUUCAGCGCUCGGACCAUGUGGAGGUCCGUCGCAUCUUCUGUGAAGGGAUAAUGGAGCGAAUCCCCAAUACUGCAUUUCGGGGGCUUAAACAUCAAACUCAAACGCAAUUCCUGUAUGCUUUUCUGACACUAAUGUGCUUUCUUGUGACCAAAUCCUUCACGCUGACCUGCGGCGUGCCGUUCAUUCUAUUGGGUGCGCGGUAUUACUUCAGUAGGAAAGUUAUCCUCGCCUAUCUCGAUUGCGUACUGCACACGGACAUGGCUGACAUCGAAGAGUAUUACAUAAAACCCGCAGGCUCCAGCUUCUGGGUGGCCGUGCUGGACGGCAGCGUGGUGGGAAUGGUGGCGGCGCAGGGCCGGGAGGAGGACAAUGCGGUGGAGCUGCGUCGCAUGUCGGUGGACUCGCGCUUCCGAGGGAAGGGCAUCGCCAAGGCACUGGGCCGGCGCGUGCUGGAGUUCGCCGUGCACAACAACUACUCGGCCGUGGUACUGGGCACGACCGCCGUCAAGCCGGCCGCCCACAAGCUGUACGAGUCGCUGGGCUUCCGGCAUGCCGGCGAGAGCGAGGAGCACACGCUGCCCGGCAUGAGCCACUCGCUGCUGGAGAGGAUGUUCUUCCAGAUCCGCUACCAUCGCUACCGGCUGCAGCUGCGUGAGGAGUAGAUCUUCAGCCAGCGAGCUGAGGCCUGCUCCCUCCACUGCGCCUCAUCACUAUAUUACUACUACUAUCAGUCAUACUAAGUAACCAGCGUUUUAUUGAUUUUUCUUUUUGUUUGACUUCCUCAGAUUUUAUUUUCUAUUUACUAGUUCUUUUUUGUUUACAUAACUGCAGAAUCUGUUCCAUCAAUCUCACCUUUCCCCUAACCUCUCCAUCCCGAGCAACAUGUGAGAUAAUUGUUUCUUGGAGGCAACCCCUCCCAUCACUCCUCACCCCGCCCCCCCCCACCCCCACCCCCACUCUCCUGAUGACCUGUCCCUGCAGUUCCACCAACGUCAGGCCCUCAGAGGAGGGAUCAGUGGAUGGGGCCUGUCAGUUUCAGAGGUGGACCACAGCCCCACCCUGGUCGAUGGCGGGGGCACACCCAGCCCCCCCCCCCAUCGCUGUCAAACACGCGCUGGUCUCGUUCUCGCUCCUUUCUGAGCCGUUUGCCGAAGGUGACAACUCAAGCACAGCAGUAUAUCCUCUCCAUGUUUGCAAACAACGAGGGGAGAGUACAUCUCGCACAGAGCGACACCCGUGCCUCCCACCUCUUCGUCUGCCCCUCCUCCUCCUCCUCCUCUUCAAAGGCUGUGAGACUCCACCCCUCCCCCGCAGGCUGGAGCGCUCUGGUGCCGUGCCGAGACGCCGGAUCCGGGAAGUGCAUCCACGGUGGGAGGUGAAGAUAGCACUGGCACGUGUCACUCUGACAAUCGAUGAUGGAGCGACCCCCCCACACCCCACCCCACCCCUUUCCUCCAUAACAUGGCCAGACACACGAGGGUGACUGUGUGCGUGCAUGUGUGUGUUUGUGCGCGUGCGUACAUGUGUGUAUGUGCAUGACUGCUUCUCUGCGUGUGUUGGGGGGGCGGGGGGGGGGGGGGGGACACAAACACAAUGAAACGCUAACAAACGUUAAGAGCAAACUGAUCAAUGUGAAAACGGAAGGCUUGUUAUUUAUUUAAUUUAAAUUUUUCUUUUGUGCACAAGUGUGUGCGUACAUAGAUUUGGGUAUGCAUGUACACACAUAUGCAUGGCUCAUUAAGAAAUUAAUGAAAAUUCAUUUUUAAUCUAAUCGACUGAUUAUUUGUACCAUAACGAACUGACCUGAUGUUAGUUCUAAUAUUAAAAGUUUUCUUGUGGAACUUUCUGGAUAUGCUGCAGCACUAUGCCAUUGUAAGAAGCAUGCUUUAAUAACAGGUAACUUCUCUUUAAAAGCUACCAGAGAAGGGGCGUGGUCACACUGUUAAUGGCUGUUUGUCACUGACAUUUAGAUUGCAAAACACAGCAUCGAAAACAGUGACGAAUGCGGGUAUAAGGAAAAGCAUCAUGCGUAUGGGCUGCGUAUCUCCACGCCUGAACUUAUUUAUGCAUACAUGUAUGUAGAUGCACAUUACAUACCAAAAUGCCCAAGAACUCUCUCCACUUACUCCACACCAUGCCAAAACCAGCAGGAGAGACUAGAGUACAAUGAGCCUGAUUUGUUACAUAUCUGUAAAAAGUGAGAGAAAAAAAAAACUAAAAAAAAAGAAUACCUUAAAAAGUGAAGUUGAAGCCGUUCACCUCAAAAUUCACUUGCCUUGUGUCAUAGCUCGCCCCCUGGAGUCUGACCGCCUCUGCAUGCUCCACUGAGGCCCCCCCCCCACAUUCGAACUUGUCACCCGUGAUGUCAUUGCGGCAGUGUGGCAUCCCAAAUCCAUGGCCUUUCACUGGCUGUCCAUCAGAGGCACGUGAAGACACGCACUGCCCUAAUGACAUCAUGCUCGCAAUUUGUAGUCUGCAGAAUCAAUGCAAAUCUGGCAUGCCUUUGUACCCGGUGCCAGUGCCUGCCCUGUAAAUGACAAAACUGAAGAAAAUAACUACAGAAGAGAAAGUGCGCCUCUUUUAGCCUAAAAUAUAAUGAUUUGUGUAUUUCUUUGUUUAAAGGAGUUACUGUUUUGCAUGAAACAUGUCUUUGAAGGAACUGAGUAGGAUGACCAACCAUGUGGCAGUCGAAGAGUUGUACAUCUUUAACCUUGUUUUACUUUGAUGGGAUCAAUUCUUAGUGCUGGGGUGGGGGGGCAUGUUUAGACGCGGUGCUGGAUCAUUCUCUGAGCACACAGCAUGUUGAGUAAAAAUGUGGAGGAAGCAGCCAGACACGAUUAGGUGUUUCUGAUGGCGUCCUCAAUAGUGCCCCCCCCCCACUCCCACAAUCCUAAAACACCAGUCAGAUCAAAGGUCAAGAUUUGGGGUAAUAAGGUCAAAUGAAAGACAGAAGUUCAAAUUGUUCUGAGUCAUAAUAACGAUCAGUGUUGGGCAUUUGAGGUCCAGAAAUCAAUCCAGACCAGGAUUUCAUUUGUACCAACCAGUUAAGCAUAAAGUCACACUCUCAGAGUACUCGCCUGGUUGGUAGAAACAAAAUCCUGGUCCGGAUUUGUAGUUUCUAGACCUCAAAUGCCCAACACUGAUUACUAUUAUAUGGGCAUGAUGUAAUUGCAGUAAAUAUGGUAUUUUGCAUACUAGGUUACUUGUGACCUUGAACUUAAAAGCAUUGCAAUUUUUCCAGCUGUUAUUUUAAAAUCAAAUGGGUGAAGUCUAGGGACAGACGGUGAGAGAGAAAUCAGCAGGUCAUGUGUAAUGGAAUCGAAGUGUGAGGUCGCUGUGAACUUGGGCAUGCUGUCAUAUUGCAGGUUGGAAUUCACCUUCUCACUCCAGCACAUAUCCCAGCGGCCGAUAUGCUUCACUAUGUUUACACCACAGAAGCGCACAAAGUCAAGAACCAGAAACUGGAUGAGGUCACUUCAGUAGGCCCUGGGACGACUACCUUAAUCAUAAAAAGGUUCUGAAAGACCCACAAAGUGCACCGCAAAGCUCUUCAUUCUGAGAGUUCUUUGAUCCUGCCCAACUUGAAUUGCUGAAAUGAUUGAUCACAGCAAAGGAGGAACUGGAACGUUAGCUAGUAUCUGGCGUAGAUACACGUGUAGGCAGAUUCUAAGACGUUUGGUAUACGAUAGGAUUUAUCUGUCACUAGAGGGCUUUAUGAUUUGGUACAUGGAUUUUGAAUGUUUUUUCUUUUUGUAUAUUUUUUGUUCAGAAGUUUCACUUGAGGCCUGUACAUGGAAGGAAAUCAGCUGUUUAAGAAUCACAAUAAAAUGUCCAGGAGUGCAGCUUUGGGUUCUGAGCAGGACGGCCGUAGCCAACCAAUAGCACACUGCUCCAGGAAAGCACAUCUUAAGUCCUAGCCCUAGUUUAAGAACAUUGAUUCAAAAAUAUUAACAGCACAAUCGUCUUUACCAACCAGUAUCUCAUGCUGGGUCUGUUCAACUGUGAAGCUGUAGAGCUGGUAGACUUGAAUGUAAGUGGCAAGCAGUACUGUAUGAAAAUGAUCUAGGUAUCUGAAAGAAAUGCAAAAUGGUAUAUAUUUUUUUCUUUUUAGUGACCAAUCCGCUGUCUUAAUGAAUUCCUCCUUGCCGAAUGAGUUGAUGUGUUGUUUGUGAUGGCCAGAGCUUUGCACGGCUGAGGGUCUGAGUUGUCGGUGUGUUACCUUCCCUGAUAGAUGGUCAUGUGACAAGAAGUUUGCACCUCAGGUGUUAUCCUCUGGUGCUAAUGACCUCUGACCCUCUCAGGGCAAGAAGCGAGUCAAUUUGGAUGAAUACCUUGCCAACAUGGCACCCAGUCAGGGAUAAAUCUGCAUGCUGUUUUCCUUGGGCACUGGAAUGGACCACUGGCUUGAGAUCCAGUGGAUUUGGCUUAUGUUUAAAAGUUUUAGCAUCGUAGCUAUAUGCAGAGACAGGAGUGGGCUUUCCCAGCAUUGCUGCACCGUCACUGCUGCUCACCUCGAGGAGUCAGUCAGAGCUCUGACCAGGCCGAUGUUCAUGCCAUGUUGAAAGUGCCCAGCUCACGUAUGACCUGUGUGUGCUAUUCUCUUUGUGCUCAGCCUGCCAGCACCUGUAUAUAGGAGCUCAAUUAUCAGUGUGUUGUCAGAGUGACAGACUAUAGCAGUGGGACCCCCAGACAGUCCACAUUUUUGCUCCCUCCCAGCUCCCAACAUACACAUUCCUGGUAUAUGGUGUUUUUGACUGUCUAGGGCAGGGGUGGCCAAUCUUACCCAGAAAGGGCUGUUGUGUGUGCUGGUUUUCACUGCAACUCCCUAAUUAGAUGACUGAUUGGCUGAAGAGUCCUCACUCCUGGGAUUGAACAGCUGACCUAAAGGUUACCCCAAAAACCUGCACACACACUGGGCCUUUGUGGAUGACAUUAGCCACCCCUGGUCUAGGGGGUUCACGAGGAGUGGGUUGAGAAACACUGCUCUGCAGAGCAUGUGUCAUUCCUCUCUGAGUAGGAUGCCAAGUCCUUCAUGGUCAGGCGCACUAGUAAGUAGGGCCUGGGUCUUUGACUUUUGGACAAACGUUUCAGGUGAUUCCCUGGUAGCACGAGUUGGCACCAGGGCAGACUGAGCUGAGAAUGACAGGCUGCACCUGACACCCCUCGCUGUGGCCGUUACAGUCACCAGCAAGACUACUGGGCGAGCUGACAAGCAGCCCUUCAGAACAUCUUUGCAAUAUCAUUUUGGGUAUGUCAGGGGUCCUGACCUGAUCACUAAAAGGAUGAGGAUGACGGGGGUGAAGAUGAGGACCUUCUGUUGGCUGUAAAGAUGAGGUGCUUCUGGUGGCUAUGAGCUUGUGAUAAUUGCACUCCACCACAGGUGCUGGAGGCUGGUGGUUGCACGUCGGUGUUACAGUAUACACACAAGCAUGGACGGUACUACUACACGCUGGUUGUUUACCCAGAACCUCUUCCUCUUGGUGUUUGAGUAUGAGAAGCUGGGCCAGAACUUGGUGGUGUUGUGCCGGUUGAGAAGAACAAGAAGAGCAUAAGGAAGAGCGUUCUGAGUCUCCCUUUAUGUAACGAUGGCCAUCGUGUUCUUCACUAAGUUGAUUGCAUGUAUAUAGCUGUAUUCGGUGCUUAUGUUUAGUUGAGAAGCUCUGUUAUCACUGAUGAUUUUUGUCUAUGUGGCUUUAAUGCGACGUUUCCUGGUCAGUCCCUGUCGCAGCCUCCGGGGGGGUGGGUGGGUGGAGGGGGAAGAGGAGACACAAAACUGGAUUGCCUCCUGCGUUUUGUGGCCAAAGACUGGUCCGUUUGUAGCUGCCGAGGACACAGAGCGGGCUUGUGGCACAGCCGUUUGUUUCCCCUGUGUUUUACCGCCUUCGCUGAUGACGCAGUGUGACCUGCACGUAUAUGAACACCACACGCUGUACAGAGAAACGUGUUCUUUUAGCGUUAUGGAGAGUUAUCAUUUGCCAAAAGGCUUGUUUUAUAGGUUGUGCAUGUUUUACCAAUGCUUAUAUUUAAAAGGAUUUCUUUGGAAGGUCAUCCCACUCCAAAUGCCGUCUUACCUAGCAAUAAAAAAGAAACCACAAAGUACAACCUUUGGGUCAAGUGCAUAAAUGCUGCAAGGAUGUUACAUCCCAUUAACUGUACUUAUCCAGGGCUGAUGUGGUCACUAUGCUGCUGAAUUACUGCAUGGCAACGUUACCGCCAACAGGUGGAGCUCUAAAAGGGAGGUACCACUGUCCCAGUGCUAUUUUUAUUAAAUUCACAGACUAGACUGCAUUUAAUCAUUACAGUUCAUGGAGCUCUACUGCUGGGCUGGGGGAAGGGGGAGGUUAAGGGUUCAAAUCCUACCAGUUUGGUGAUGAAAAUGAGGAAUGCUGGGUCAUCUCUAAAAGCUGCCAGGUUCAGCUCAGCUCAUCAGAUGGAUGCCUCUCUGAUCACUGUGCGUUUCACCAAUCACCACUGCAGACAGACUUUAACGAACAUGCUGCAGAACUUACAGGUCCAAAAGUAGGACGGGGAAAGAAGGUUUACACUGAAGAUGCGUUCAAAUUUAAGUUAGCAUUUUAAUAUGUGUAAAUUGUAAAGUGUAUUUUAAUGUAAAUAGCAUCAAGGACGUUUUAUCCUUUUGUAGCAGGACCUGUAGAACAAUUUAAGGGUAAAAAAAAUUACUUUACACACCUACAGUGAAAAAAAAUGAAUCAUCCUGAGAGAUGGGUGAAACGUGCAGUGCGAGUGGAGGGAGGAUGAGCUUUUAGAGGUGCCCCGCAACCUGGCGUGUGAGUGACGCAGUAAGGCAGUGCGUUCCUGGGGGCUGCGGCUGAGGAACCCUUUAUCGCUGCAAUUCCAGGGUCCAGCUGCGCGUGUCUGUUAGGUAACAAACCCAUGCAGAGCGGCUGGACGACGUGCUGCAGUACAG